GACCAGUUAACAGAUCUAAAUUGUGUUAAUAAACAACUGAGGAAAGCCUGAUGGUGAUUUUGAGAGAGUUGCUGAUAUUGUUCAGAGAUACAGAAGAGUCAUCAUUUCCUUCUAAUGGAGUUUUGGCACACAUGCUAUUUGAGUCUGUGUCCUCCCUUUGCAUCAUCAACAUGACAUCUAGCCAUAACAUUCAGUGAAAUACUGAUUCAAAGAACUUCUCAACAAUGGACAACUGUUCUGCUCUUCAUGUGCUUCUCAUGAUCUCCAUCAUGCCUGGCUGGCUAGGGGGUGACUUUAUAAUCUCAAAAAAACAGCAUGAGCUCCGGUCAAGUAAAAUCUCUCGCGGGUCCCAUCUGAGAGUGAGACGAGGCUGGAUUUGGAGCCAGAUAUUUGUUGAAGAAGAAGAUCCAACACCAAGAAAGAUUGGUCAGCUGAAAUCAGAUUACGACACAGGGGACUUUACUAUCAAGUACAUCCUCUCAGGUGAAGGAGCCAGUGAAAUCUUCAAAAUUGAUGAGUACACAGGUGACAUUUACUUAUCACAACGUCUGGACCGUGAGCUGAAACCCUUCUACAUUCUACAAGCCCAGGCCAUUAACCGCAGCUCCAAGCAGCCUGUUGAACCUGAAUCUGAGUUCAUCAUUAAAGUCCAGGACAUCAAUGACAACCCUCCAGAAUUCAUUAAUGAGCCCUAUGUAUCCAGCAUCCCAGAGAUGUGUCCCACAGGAACCACAGUUAUCCAGGUGACAGCCACAGAUGCUGAUGACCCUAUGUUUGGGAACAAUGCUAAACUCAUCUAUUCCAUCCUGGAAGGGGAGCCCUACUUCUCAGUGGAACCCAAAACAGGUAUAAUUGUGACAUCAUGGCCUAAUAUGGACAGAGAAGCCAGGGAGACAUAUCUGGUUGUGGUUCAAGUGAAAGAUAUGCUCGGACUCACCAGAGGCUACAGUGCCACAACCACCGUGACCAUCAGCCUGAUGGAUGUCAAUGACAAUGGACCUACUUUCCAGCACAAUUUGUACACAUUUGCUAUAUCAGAGUCAGCACCAGUGGGUACCACAUUGGGAAGAAUAAUGGCAGAUGAUGGUGAUGUUGGUCUGAACGCUAAAAUGAACUACAGCUUAGAAGAUCUUGAAGAAAGCAGCACCUUCACAAUCCAGACAGACCCUGACACUCAAGAGGGGAUUGUCAUACUGGCUCAGCCACUGGAUUAUGAGAGCAAGAGGCGGUUCGUCAUUGCUGUAGAGGCCAUCAAUGAAAACAUAGAUACACGUUUUAUGAAUGCAUAUGAGUUUCAUGACAGGACAACACUCAAAAUCACUGUGACAAAUGUGGAUGAACCACCCAUCUUUUAUGAAACCCCUUAUAAUUGGAAAGUUCAAGAGAGUGCCCAAGUAGGCACUCAAGUUGGUACAGUCUAUGCUAAAGACAUUGACACAACCAACAAUGCCAUAAGAUACACCAUUUUAAAGAGCAGUGACACACGACAGAUGUUCAAAAUUGAUCCCAGUAAUGGGACAGUGUAUGUGGCCAACCUUUUGGAUCGAGAAACAGCAGCCUGGUACAACUUGACCAUCAACGCCAGAGAGAACAGUGAUGAGCAGCUGUCCUCUUCAGUGUCUUUGCACAUCACAGUCCUUGACAUCAAUGAUAACGUGCCCACCCUGUCACAAGACUAUCAGCCCUAUGUGUGUGAGGACACACAGGCAGGAGAGCUAAUAGAGUUGAUCAGUGCCACUGAUGCAGAUGAUCCUGUAGAUGGCCAUCAUUUCUAUUUCUCCAUGAUCCCAGACAAACACAUCAACCCCAACUUCACCAUCAGAGACAACCAAGAUUUUUCACUCAACAAAUGUGAGCAGCACUGUGCUAAACAGUUUCGGCCAAGCAGCGAGUAG
Molecule: messenger RNA, 1895 nt
Organism: Sinocyclocheilus grahami
Lineage: Eukaryota; Metazoa; Chordata; Actinopteri; Cypriniformes; Cyprinidae
Product: cadherin-20-like
Exons: 11
Coding region: 225-1895 (556 amino acids)
Biological process (GO): cell-cell junction assembly; homophilic cell-cell adhesion; adherens junction organization
Cellular component (GO): plasma membrane; adherens junction; catenin complex
Molecular function (GO): calcium ion binding; beta-catenin binding; cadherin binding
Source: RefSeq, a predicted model, not a curated record